CCUUCGCCUUCUUCCCAGUCCUCCCCACCCCUCAGCAUCCCAACCGUGCUACCCACCCCUCAGUCUCCGAUGCUGCAUGAAGGAUUUCCCCCACUUCCCGCGGGAUACGCACUAAAAUCGCCCUCAUAAUAAUGGACUCGCUGUAAAUUGAUGCGCUAAUGACAUUUUAUUUAGUCUUCAAAUAUGAAUCAUGCGUCUGAUAUUCCAUCUGUGUCUGCUCGCUAGCAUAUUUAUUUCCGUGCCAUCUUCUAUCGCCUCAAUCUCAACGGUUUCCAGUGCCGUGCAGAAUGAGGAUCUCAGGGAUCAGCACGUGUCUGAGACCCCGCGAGAAGCGGCAGCAGCAGCACCGGGCAAUUCCACAGGAAGAAAAUCGGAAGAGCGUGAGGUCACCGUCACAUAUCCCUCCCGGCUCAUUUACUACUUGAAUGAGGAUUUGGAGAGCACGUAUCAUGAUCUGGACACUCGUGCGAGGAACCAGGCCGGGGAUGGACAGUAUGUCCACCUGGCCCAAGCAAGUUUCCAGCUGGACGCCUUUGGCACCAAGUUCACUCUGGACCUUACUUUGAACAAUGAUCUGCUCUCUUCAGAUUAUAUGGAGAUCCACUAUGAGAAAGACAAGCCCGUUCUCUCCAGGGGUGGGGAACACUGCUACUACCACGGCCAUGUGAGAGGAAAAGAAGACUCCCGUGUAGCUUUAUCUACCUGCGACGGGCUUCAUGGGAUGUUUGAUGAUGGUAAUUUUGUCUAUCUCAUCGAGCCUCUGAAACAGACUCACACCGUGGAAACAGGGGCACGACCCCACACUUUGCGACGAACAUCAUCGCUUCAUGUGACCUCUGCCCCAGGUGACUGGGCUGCUGAUGACCCAGUUGAAGAAAAAGAAGAAGAAAAACAUAUUUUCGCUAGCAUGCCUUGGCUAAAGAGGAGGAGGAAAAGAGCUAUGCCACGUAACAUUUUUGAGGAGAUGAAGUAUCUGGAAAUAAUGAUUGUCGCUGACCACAACACGUUUAAAAGGCAUAAGAGUAAAAAGCAUACGCGGAACUUUGCCAAAUCUGUGGUCAACCUCGUAGAUGCUAUUUUUAAGGAGCAGCUGAAUACGCGUGUGGUAUUGGUUGCUGUGGAAAUUUGGACUGACAGGGACCGGAUUCCUCUGAGCGUGAAACCGUUGGAAAUGUUAAAAGAUUUUUCAAAGUACCGACAACAGAACAUCAACAUUAACGCUGAUGCCGUGCACCUCUUCACGAAUGUGACGUUUCAUUAUGGCCGGAGCAGUGUUGCAUAUAUUAGCGGUGUGUGUUCCAAAUCAAGAGGAAUCGGUGUUAACGAGUUUGGCAGCACAUGGACAAUGGCUGCCUCUCUCUCUCAGAGCUUAGCACAGAAUCUUGGUAUCCAAUGGGAUCCUGUGAUCAGGAGGAAGGAGUGCGGCUGCAUGGAUUCAUGGGUGGGAUGUAUAAUGGAAGACACUGGGGUGCAACAUCCACGCAGGUUUUCCAAAUGCAGCAUCAGCGACUACAGGAACUUCCUUCUAAGAGGCGGUGCUUCAUGUCUGUUUAACAAACCCAGCAAGCUCUUUGAGGCUACAGAAUGUGGGAAUGGUUACGUGGAAGUGGGAGAGGAGUGCGACUGUGGAGCCCGAAUGGAGUGCCAUGAAGGCUGCUGUAAAAAAUGUUCUUUGUCUAAUGGAGCGCACUGCAGUGACGGCCCCUGCUGCAAUAGCACAUGCCUGUUCUACCCACGAGGAUACGGCUGUCGAUAUGCUGUAAAUGAUUGUGACAUAUCAGAGACUUGUUCAGGAGACUCGGGACAGUGCCCCCCUAAUCUUCAUAAGCAAGAUGGCUACUCCUGUCAGCUCAAUCAGGGCCGCUGUUACAGUGGUGAAUGUAAGACUCGGGACAGUCAAUGCAAAUACAUCUGGGGUCCAAAGGCUGGAGGGUCAGAGAAGCACUGCUAUGAGAAGUUAAAUACAGAGGGGACAGAAAAAGGCAAUUGUGGGAGAGAUGGAGACAAAUGGGUGCCCUGCAGCAAACACGAUGUGUUCUGCGGGUACCUGCUGUGCAGUAAUAUUGGGAGAAUCCCAAGGAUCGGAACACUGAAGGGUGACGUCACUCCCACCACCUUUAACCAUCAGGGGCGACUGGUGGACUGUAGCGGGGGACAUGUGCUGUUGGAUGAUGACACAGAUCUUGGAUAUGUGGAAGACGGUACGCCAUGCGGCCCCUCUAUGAUGUGCCUUGAGCGGAAAUGUCUACCCAUCUCCUCCCUGAACCUCACAGCCUGUCCGUCUGGCCCUGGCGGCCGAGUCUGCUCUUCUCACGGCGUGUGCAAUAAUGAAGCAACCUGCACCUGUGAUGCUACCUGGGCAGGGACUGACUGCAGCAUGCACGACCCCCCGAAAAAGCCGCCCGUCAUCGAGGACCCGGGCCCCAAGGGUCCUAGUGCCACCAACCUUAUCAUAGGCUCCAUCGCAGGGGCCAUCCUGAUGGCAGCCAUAGUGCUGGGGGGGACGGGAUGGGGAUUUAAGUAAGAGCUGCACCGCAUGCUUCCUAUUGCCUGCCAGCCUGGAACAGGCUCAUUCACACUUAAACAUACACACACUCACAUACACACACACUUUUGCAUACAUGCACACAACACUUCACACCACUACACACUCACAUUCACACACACACAAGGGCCUGGGCUUCUGCUACAGACAACAGAUUUUAAAAAUAGGUCAUCAUUUUAAGUCCUAAAUUCUGAGUUACAUGCUACAAUAAAAUGUAAAUGGGGGACACUAAGUGUAAUUUGUCUUUUUUUCCCUGUAACAAUAUGUCAUUUUAGCCUUUAAGUUGUUUAAACGUAAUCUCUUAAGUAUGCUAAUAUCUUCUUUACACACGACUUUACCUCAUUAGCACAUGCUAGCUAGACGUUUAGCUUUUGACAACCAUUAAAAAAAAACUGAAAUGAACUGGCUACAUAUGUAAAAAAACAAAUUACAGCUUUAGUCUACGUCAAAACAUGUAACCUAAUUGGUUUAGCGCUCUGUAGACUGUAGCAGAACCCCGUGCAAACUGGCUCAUCGCUUGACAUGCAUGCGAGCAAAAUGGUAAAAUGGAUACUGAGCAAGAUGUUUAAUGACAGUUAUGAAUUAACAACAAUAUAAAAGAGAAGAAUGAUGUGUAGCCUUUUUUGUAAUUACAUGCUAACAUUUCAAAUGUGUACAAUAUCAGUAAUGCCAUGACCAAUUUGUGUAGUAAGGUGGGAAUUGUUGGAGAAAGUAACCUUGUAUGCUUACCUAAAGCUACACUAUGUAACUUUUUUGUUGUUGUUUUUUAAAAUGAAGGGCUGAAUUUUGCGGGAAACUUCAUAGUUCUGACAUUCGUAUGUGUGUGUUUAUAUUAUAUCCAUAAAAAAUAUAUAGAAGGUCAGGCUACUACUAUAUGCAGUGGAAGGUGUUGUAGUUGCUUGAAGCCACAACAAACAAACCUCAUAGAUGAAAAGAGUUUGCAAGGAGAAAACAAAAGUGACGGCGCCCGUACUAAAACACAAAUCAACACCAGUUUGGUUCAUCACAUUUGCUGUGCAUUGACUUAAAGAGUUAGUUCAUCCAAAAAUGAAAUUUCUGUCAUUAAUUACUCACCCUCAUGUUGUUCCAAACCCGUAAGCCCUUUGUUCAUCUUCGGAGCACAAAUUAAGAUAUUUUUGAUGAACUCUGAGAGUUUUUUUUAUCUCCCAUAGAAAGCAACGAAAUUACCACAUUCAGGGUCCAGAAAAGACAUAGUUAAAAUAGCCAACGUGACUGCAGUGGUUCAAUCUUAAUGUUAUGAAGCGACGAGAAUACUUUUUGUGCACAAAAACAAAACAAAAAUAACUUUAUUCAACAAUAUCUUCUCUUCUGUGUCAUUCUCCUACGCUGUUUACGUCCAGUGCUUCCGUGUUUACGUCAGAACACAGACUCAGUAUUGGCCAACGCUGUUCACGUGAGCAGCACGACACAUGCGUUUGAUGCUGACGCAAGAACCGGCCAAUAUGAACACUAGAACACGAAAGCGCUGUGUUUUGUUUUUGCACACAAAAAGUAUUCUCGUCGCUUCAUAAAAUAAAGGUUGAACCACUGCAGUCACGUGGACUAUCAGACAGAGUCAGACAGUUCUCGGAUUUAAUCUAAAUUUGUGUUCUGAAGAUGAACGAAGGUCUUACGGGUGUGGAACGACAUGAGGGUGAGUAAUAAAUGACAGAAUUUUCAUUUUUGGGUGAACUCAGUGCUUAAAGUGGAAAAAUAAAAGUGCCGGUACUCCCAAUGCUCAGUUCAGUGUCGGAAGUGCCGGUACACAAGGAAAACUGGCGGUACUGGCUCAUUUCAAGAACUGGGUGAACUAACCCUUUAACAAUGUUUAUCUUGGUAAAAGUGCCAAUUUCUGAACCAAAUAUAACUUUUGCCUGCAUAUAGCCUACUCAAUAUCUAUAUGCAGAAAGAAACUAUAGUUUCUACCAUUUUACCUUUUCUGAUAUGAAUAGCAUUCGUUAUGUCAGCAUAGCCAAAUUUUUGUAUUUUUACAUAACUGUUUGCAUUUAAGCUACUUAUAAGCUGCUCAAAAGACAUUUUUUGGAUAUGUGUCUUUAUAUUGGUUUAUUUAUUGGCCCCCCAGCCAUCAGAUUCAACCGUGCAAAAUAGCGUAGCCCAGGGGUGUCCAAACUCGGUCCUCGAGGGCCACUGUCCUGCAGAGUUUAGCUCCAUCUUGCCUCAACACACCUGCCUGAAAGUUUCUAGUAUGCCUAAUUAGACCUUGAUUAGCUGGUUCAGGAGUGUUUAUUGGGGUUGGAGCUAAACUCUGCAGGACAGUGGCCAUCCAGGACCGAGUUUGGACACCCCUGGCGUAGCCGAAGGACAACUUUCGUAAUUACCAAAACAAUGUUCCUCUGCAAGUAAUGUUUUAAAAGUUACAUAGUGUAGCUUUAAAGAUUCCAGUAAAUGUGUGUAACAUCAAACAUGUUGUUAGCGUAACUUUACGGGUGAUUUGGUUGAAAAAAUGUAGAUUAGCAACUGUUUAUAAAACCUUUCCAAUGGCCAGCGUAGACCCAAUUAGGAGGAAGUUUUUUAAAACUAGCUUUGAGAUCUGGAGAUUAUCCAAGAGGACUUAGCCCACCUCAGCAUGCUCGUUUGCACAUAGCAUCUUGACUGAGCCCAUUUAAAGUUUGCAUGCGGACUGGCUCCAAGCCAGAGCUAAAGCGGAGUGCUAUCAGAGCAUCGCACAAAGGCUGGGCUCACCUCAAGUGAAGGGAGGGGAGGGGUGUUUGUUGUUUUCCUUGCUUGGAGAAGCGGGGUGGGUUGUUGGGGUGGGACGGGGUGGGCAGGGAUGACGACUUUCUGACCCGCUCUCCUCGCCGUGAUCUCUCUCUCAAUCCCCCCUCCGUUGUCUGAAAGGGUGAGAGUUUGAGCGGAGAGGGGUGGAGGUUGUGUCGUAGGCAGCCUUUGUGCCAUGGCUGGCUGCCACGCCCUCUUAUCUCCCGGAAGGCCCUGGGCCCCCUGAAAACCUAGAACAGAGCAAGAGCCCUCACCCCCCACCCGGACUCGCCCGGCACCGCUGCCUUUACUGCCUGCUUCACAGAGACCUGGUACAGACACACGCGCUGCACUGCACCUGCAUGCUACCCCAGUCACCCCCCCACACAGCGAUAGUGGCGUCUCCCACCUAACCUCUCUAUGGACAGGUGCAUGUUAAACUGCUGGGAUGCCCCACAUCAAGCCACGCUACGGGGAGGUUGUGUCAAACCCCUGUUGUUGUUAGUGUUGUUGCAGUUCUUGUUGCCUUUCUUGUUGUUCCUGGUGGUAUCGUCGUCGUUCAUGUUGUGGGUGUGACGUCCUUUUCUGACCCUCGAUGUUGUACACUCUUUCUUGCUGUUCUCUAUGUCUAUGUCCGUGUUUUCUCCCAGGAGGUAAUGUUCUUUUUCCACAUCCUUUGUUGUCUUUCUAACACAUACUCACCCGCAGUCAGCGGAGGGACACUCUGUGUCUCUCCUUGACGCUGCGAAGGACAGCCGCUUUUACCCGCCGCAACCCAACGGCAUUAGGGGUCAAGCAAAAACGUUACGGGUAGCUUUUGAUAAAUGAUUUCAGUUGAUUAAGAAGCUGAUGAGACGACAACCACGUGGUUGCUGCGGGUUAAGGCGGUCAGAUGGGCAGCAGAUUGUAUGUUGAUGUCUCUGGCAUUGCCUGCACUAACCCCCCUCUCGUUUGUUUUGUCCUGUUUGUCCUCAUCACCAAGAAAUGUCAAGAAAAGACGAUAUGACCCUAACGCCAGUGCCAUCUAAAGGCUAAGAGAACUGCAUCCUUGCCUAGUGUGCCCCUGGGUUCUGUCAGAACCCGCUGGACUCUACCCUCUCCUGCUGCUGCCGACAGCGUUGGCGUUACUUGAAUAAAAAAGGACAGAAAGCGAGAGAAGAAAGAGACUCAAUGAUCAAACAUUUUUCAUCCAAAGUCACGUAGAACUGCUUCUCUAGCGCUGCCCCCGUUCCUUUGCCCUCUGGUCUCGAGCCUUUUAGCAACCCUGAUAACUGGUAGUGGAUGGUACCACUCAUUGGGGCACGACUUCCGAUUUACACGCCCCGAUCUCCGGUUCCGACCCAGGCAUGACCAGCUUCAGCUGUGGACCUCGCAUGGCAGAGGAGGGACACCGAUAUUUGUUAAUUAAAAAAAGAAGAAUGAUUUGAAGUUCCAGUAGGUGGGUAACACAUCCAUGUGUGCUUCGAGGGGCCCAUAUCUUCUUCGGACAAACAUUUUUCAAGGCAUAACUUUAAAGUUUUUCUUUUUGUUAUUUCCGCAUGUUAUAUGGCAGGCACUUUCUGUAGUAUUAAUGAAACCCAAAUGAAAAAGUAAAAAUUCAAUCCAUUUGGUUGGCAGCGAAUACAGCUGCAUGAUGAAAUCACCACUGUUAUAUAUGCCUAAUGACAACAAUUACUGUUCCCCUUAAAAACAUUUUUUUAAACUGGCUGGGCCCUGUAGGUCUGCCCUGACCUGAAUGCCAUCACUGGCCAAUCAGAGAGCUGCAUGAUGUAAUUGCACUGGGGGCAGAGCCCACACAGCCUGCUGCGCUUUUCAAGGUAUCUGCAUGUCAAAGGAAAAACAGUUAACAUUUACUUACUAUGCAAAGGGGAAACAUUGCACAAACCUUUUGGUUUGGUAAAGAAUUCUCAACUGAGACCAACAAUGAAACUGAUCUCACGCUAGCGGAUUAUUAAUAAGGCAGUCUUUUAUAUGCUCGGCCAUCUAUGUUUGACAUUAUAAUAAGCUUCUGAUUACUUAAAAUGAAUGUUUCUAUGAAAAUCUCAGCUUCUGAAAAUUAAAAUGUCAUUGUCAUCUGUGUGGGACAGCAUAAUUAAGGCACUUGUGAUAAUAUUAUUAAUAGAAUGGGGCUAUUGCAGUAAAGGGAGCUCUAAUUUUGGCAAAUGCCACUGAAAUGAGAGCAGAGAGAGGGUGUUUUUCUAUACCAUCAUUGAUCUGCACCAUCAGGUUUUUGAACUCAUCUUCUAAACCCCGAGCCCUUUUACAGCCAUCUCAUGUUCCCAUGGAAACAUUGCCAAAACAACAAAUACUACUAAUAAAGAACUUGACAAAAACUUU
Molecule: messenger RNA, 7600 nt
Organism: Ctenopharyngodon idella (grass carp)
Lineage: Eukaryota; Metazoa; Chordata; Actinopteri; Cypriniformes; Xenocyprididae
Gene: adam23a
Product: ADAM metallopeptidase domain 23a
Exons: 25
Coding region: 191-2524 (777 amino acids)
Biological process (GO): proteolysis
Cellular component (GO): presynaptic membrane
Molecular function (GO): metalloendopeptidase activity
Source: RefSeq, a predicted model, not a curated record